CAGCUGUUCUCAUGGAUCUAGUUGAGUUACACAGCACUUCCCCAUCGGUCCCUCCCUUUCACUUUGGUGGAUUCAUGUGAAUGUUCUUUACAAACAGCUCCUUCAGGAGGUCUUUCUAUGGCAAUGGAUGUAAGCAGAGGUCUACACCAACCAGCAGGCACAGUUUUUCUUUUUUUCAAUACCUCUGUGAGGUCUGAUAUCUUUUAGUAAAUGUUUACCAGUGAACUCAAAGUGAUAUUGGGGAUAGGAGGACAAGGACUGUAAAAUAUCACUGUCAUCUUUUCAUGGGUAAUUGUGAUAUUUCUGAUUCGGCCCGAAGGUACGCUUAUCAUUAAAACUACUUAGGUACAGGGCCGUUCAGAGGCCGCCGCGAUGCUCCCCUCCUUGCAGGAAUCGCUGGAUGGCGAUGAGAAGGCGCUAGAGAGCAGCGAGGAGGGCGGCCCCACCGAGGAGCCCAGACUCAAGCCCCUGCCCAGCAGCCGCUACUGUGUCUACAGCUACCGUGGAAGCAGACUGGCCCAGCGGCGGGCGGGCGGUGAUGGUGGAAGCCCAAGUGGCACAGAUGCAGAAACUCCCUCUGGUGAUGAUUUCAGCCUCUCCUUGGCGGAUACUAAUCUACCCUCUGAAGUGGAGCCAGAGCUGCACAGUUUCAUUGCUAAGCGUCUUUCUAAGCGAGCAGUCUUUGAAGGGCUGGGUAAUGUUGCAUGUGUGGAACUGAGAACUCCAGGUUACAGAGUCAGUUGUUACUACUGCCUUUUCCACAAGAAAAACUGCUUCCCUAAACAGCAACAACGGACUCCGAACAUAACUCUCGAGUAUACGGUCUGCUUUUUAGGAGGGUCUGAAAAAGGACUUGAGCUUUUCAGGCUUGAAUUGGACAAGCAUAUUCAAGGGCUGAAAAAUGACAUGAAUCGUGAGGAAACGGGUGGGGAGAACCACAUACAGUCCUACCCGAGCAGCUGUUUUGAGGAUGUCAUAUGCCCAAUCCAAAGGGUGGUUCGUCUCUUUCAGAAGAAGCUUACCUUUCUGCUACUUGCCGCUCUGAGUUAUACUCCCAUUGAGGUUGAAGAAUCAGAUGAAAAAGCAAAAAGAGACAUUCACAGGUUUCUGAGUGUGGCCAGUCUCCAAGGCCUGAUUCACGAAGGCACCGUGACGUCUCUGUGCGUGGCCACGAAGGAGCGGCGUGCGUCCGUGUUCAGCGACUGUAGUAGCUCCCGGACUCAGUUCCACGGCGCGGGAAGCAACUGGCCUUGUGAGGACGGAAUGCAGCCUUUUUUGAAUGGUGCUGACGGAGGUAACCCUUUUCUUUUUCGGCAAGUCCUGGAGAACUUUAAACUAAAGGCCCUACAAGACACAGAUAAUUUGAAGAGAUUGAUCUGGCAGGCUGAAAUGAAUCAUUAUGCUUUGUUUCAGUGUUUCAUGUUCCUAAAGAACUGUGGUAGUGGAGAUAUCUUUCUGGAGAUUGUUAAAGUGGAACACGAAGAAUUGCCCAAAGCCAAAAGUGUGGUAGCUAUCCUCAAAGGAUCUGUGAAAGAAGCUCCUGCCCAAAGUUUUUGA
Messenger RNA from Physeter macrocephalus (sperm whale), 1557 nucleotides. RefSeq names its product protein Njmu-R1-like. The record is from RefSeq and is a predicted model, not a curated record. Lineage: Eukaryota; Metazoa; Chordata; Mammalia; Artiodactyla; Physeteridae. Gene Ontology annotation, cellular component: trans-Golgi network.